Molecule: messenger RNA, 1419 nt
Organism: Topomyia yanbarensis
Lineage: Eukaryota; Metazoa; Arthropoda; Insecta; Diptera; Culicidae
Product: integrator complex subunit 1 homolog
Exons: 3
Coding region: 1-1419 (472 amino acids)
Source: RefSeq, a predicted model, not a curated record
AUGAGCUGCAGUGUGACAUCUUGUAAUAUCAGCGAUGAUCGUUUCUUGUGGCAGUGUGAAUUCUGCAGAAAAUGUUAUCAUGCAGCUUGUGUAGGAGUCCAGCGAAAUCAAGAAGAAUUUAUCUCGCACUUCAUGAUUCCCCUGUGUGCAGAUUGCCAGCAUAAUCUAAAGGUAGGCAUAGACACACGAAAAGUGCUGUACCAACAGGAAAAAUUAUUUGAAUCUAUAACUACGCAAACGGACUGCAACUUACAAAUAGCAGCCGACAUAAAAAAGUUCAAUUCAAUUGUUGACUUAUUCGAAAAUGUUGAGCUGCAGCUUAAAGAAUCAGUGGCGAAUGUGAACAUAAACACAUCGUCGCAAGUGGCAAAUGCUGUAUCGGCACUAUCGCAGGCCAUUGACAGUAAUUCUUUUAAUAAGGCCGAUGAGCUGGUCACGCUGAAAAACCAUAUCACAUCACUAUUCAACAUAUCUAUGGGAUCCACAAAAAAACACAUUGAAGAGUAUGUAAAUGAUCUCACUGCCGAUUUGACCAGAGAAUUGAAAAAAAUCUGCAGUGAAGUUCAGAACUUGAGCACCCUUACCAUAGAUAUGGCAGCUCAUUGUAAUGAACACUACCUGAGUGAAUCGCGUCCUACACGUGAAGUUUUAGACGAAGUGAAAAUUAUAACAAAUUCAGUUGGCAGUGACAUUCUCAAAGAAGUACAAUCUCUUGCCGGCUCAAUUAACACUUUGGAUAGCAGUAUACGCGAUGCUUGUUUGCCACCAGCGGGCCCCAGCUUGAUGGACGAAUUAAAUGCCCAAUCAACAAAAUCGGGUGACUCAGGUCACCGUUCCACUGCCGAAGCCACUGAAGGGUGGCGCUUUUUGGGUUCGAAGAAAGUGUGGCGCUCUGACUGGACGGAGUACGACACACGUAAUCAGCGUAGAAUUCAACAGCAAAAGAUGAAAGAUAGGGCGAUGACACGAAGAAAAGCUAAUAAAAAGCAGUUGCAUCGGAUAUCCAGAAGCAGUUAUUAUAACUAUAACCUCAAUGACAACAACAAUAGCAACAACAAUAGCAACAAUAAUCGUAACAACAAUCGCAACAACAAUAGCAGCAAUAAUCGCAACAACAACAACAAUACGCAAUGCGGUCGUCCAACAGCUGGCAACUCUCUUCCCCGGGAUAAGGAUCUACUUGCGGCGGCAAGGGUGCAAUUCUCUAGGCCUCCGUUUGAAAAUCAGCGUGGUAUCAGGUUUCAACGUGGUGAAACACUGAAUCCAUACCCGGUUGUACAUCAAUUUAACUCAACUUUCGCACCAGAUAGAAUCGUCGAAAGGCUCACGUGGGACACCGUGUCGCUGAUUGGGCUAGAGGGCUGGACCGGACCAUUUCCGGCCAUCCACGAUUGCGACGAGACCGAUGCCAUCGACUGA